AUGCCAGUCUGGACGAAGAGAGAGAUUUUGAAGUGUCGUGAAGUGAUGUUUCCAAAUACGCCAUUGGAUAUUGUAGAGAAAUGCUAUAUUGAAUGGGGCGGCAUUGCACGCUAUGUCUUAAGCCAUGAUGAGGCCUCGGUCAAACAGGAAGCUCUCGACCGGGCAAUGAGUAAAUCUGAUUUGAACGCAGUAGAGUACGCGAGUGUCGAAUCAAAGGGGGUGGAGUUUAACGUAUCGCAAUGGUUUCUCUCGCUUUGUGUCAACCGCAACACUUUCAGAUAUGAGGGUUUCGAAUUUACGUCAAAAUACAUCGCCGAGAGAGUUUUCAAUACGCUGUGA
Molecule: messenger RNA, 339 nt
Organism: Peronospora matthiolae
Lineage: Eukaryota; Oomycota; Peronosporomycetes; Peronosporales; Peronosporaceae
Source: the annotation of a GenBank genome assembly